AUGUCGGGUGAAGUUUCAGAUGAUAUUGAUGGUGAAGCCGAGCUUGAAGAAGAAGAUGCGAAGAUAGAUGAAAACAAGUGUGAGAAAGAUAUGAUCAACGAAAAGUAUGUCCGUUUUUCUCUGGUUGAUGUUUUGAAGAAGGGUCAACAUUUUACUAGCAAAGCAGCUCUGCAGGCAACAAUGGAAAUAUGCGCAAUGAAACAUAAUUUCGACUACAAGGUUGGCAAAACGGAUAGAAGAGUUUGGUACGUUCGUUGCGCGGAUGAUGAUUGCCGCUGGCGUGUUCGUGCAGAGGGAUUAAUAGGUUCUUCAUAUUUUAUCAUCAAAAAGUAUGAACCUGAUCAUUCAUGUUCUCCAUCAUCAAGGAACCACUCUGUUCGGACCGCUUCAUCAAAAACAGUUGGUACUCUCAUUAAGCAUAAGUACGAAACUGUCAAGGAAGGGCUGAAACCUAAUGAUAUCAUCCAGUUUAUGCGUAAUGAUCAUGGAGUUGAGAUAUCCUACUCUUUAGCUUGGGAGGCACGUGAGUAUGCAGUAAAUGUUGUGAGAGGCAUUCCGGAGAAGGGUUAUGAAAAAAUUCCCAAAUACUUGCACAUGAUGAAGGAAGCUAAUCCAGGAUCACACACAUUUUACGAAACUGAUAGCAAUGGGAGAUUCAAAUUCCUCUUCAUCUCAUAUGGUCAGUCUAUUCGCGGUUUUUAUGCUGCCAUUCGGAAAGUUAUUGUUGUGGAUGGGACUUUCUUGAAGAGCAAAUACAAAGGAGUGUUACUGGUUGCUACUGCUUUGGAUGAAAACUCGAACCUAUAUCCUAUUGCAUUUGGAGUUGUCGACUCAGAGAAUGACCGCUCGUGGGAAUGGUUUAUGAGACAACUUAAUGGUGUCAUUGCUGAUGAUCAGGGUUUAGCUUUUGUGUCUGACCGGAAUACUUCACUUGCUAAAGCUAUUGCAAAAGUGUAUCCGCAUGCUCAUCACGAAAUUUGCAUUCACCACUUGCCGAACAAUGUUGUUACAUAUUUCAAGGGUAAAGUAGUCGUUGGUUUGGUUGCAAAGGCUUCUAAAGCUUACCGAGUUACUGAUUUUAAGAAGAAAUUCACUGCUAUUUUCUCAAUUAGUCCUGCAAUUGGAACCUAUCUAAUACAAGCUGAUGUGAGAAAGUGGGCUCGUUGUCAAUUUCCGGGUUACAGGUACGAUGUUAGGACCAAUAACCCUGCUGAAUCAAUAAAUUAUGCUUUGCGUUCGCCAAGAGAGUUUCCAGUUAUACCUUUGUUGGACAGCAUAAGGGAAAUGAUGACUCGAUGGUUUUUCAAACGUAGAACUUUAAGGUCUAAGCAUAAACAUCCACAAACCGUUGUUGUAGAGAAGAAGAUUGAUCGAAGGAUUGAGAAGGGUAAGAAGUUCAGACACGCCAUAAAAGCAGCUUUCAGCGUAGGCAUACAAGCACACACACUCACUGACGACAUGUACACCACUGCUUCAUGGAGAUCGAUUUAUGAGGAAAGCAUAAAUCCUAUUGGUGUCUCGGAAGAUGCAUGGAUUGUCCCAUCUCACGUUCAGCAAGCGAAAGUCUUUCCUCCAGAAACUAGAAGAGCUGCAGGUCGGAGAAAGAAACGUAGGUACGAGACAGUUGAAGACAAGAUCCGCUCGUCACAAGGAACUCAAACCUCUAAACGUCGUAAAUGCAGUCGAUGUGGUAUUGAAGGUCACAACCGGUCGACCUGUGAUAGAGCAAUAUAG
Molecule: messenger RNA, 1734 nt
Organism: Brassica napus (rape)
Lineage: Eukaryota; Viridiplantae; Streptophyta; Magnoliopsida; Brassicales; Brassicaceae
Exons: 2
Coding region: 1-1734 (577 amino acids)
Source: RefSeq, a predicted model, not a curated record